Molecule: messenger RNA, 2623 nt
Organism: Melopsittacus undulatus (budgerigar)
Lineage: Eukaryota; Metazoa; Chordata; Aves; Psittaciformes; Psittaculidae
Gene: C8H2orf66
Product: chromosome 8 C2orf66 homolog
Exons: 3
Coding region: 2063-2368 (101 amino acids)
Source: RefSeq, a predicted model, not a curated record
CCAAAACACCAUGAAAGAAACAUGCAUUAAAAUGAGCACUAGGUCUAAACAGACUUUUAGCUCAGUUUCUCGAACACACUUAGCUCAGAAGGCAACAAUGCAAGUUUGUAGGUUCUUCUUUUUCUAAGACAGCUCACAAAAUCACAGGAUCAUUAGGGCUGGACGGGACCUCUGGAGAUCAUCUUAGUCCAACCCCCGUAUGCUAACUGAUCUCUUGCAUAGUUGCAUACUUCAUCAGUCAGCCAGACUGUCUAAGUUAUGAAGGUAAUAAAACUUGUUUCAAAUUUACAGAUGACUCAUGAUCUUUAUGCAAAAAAUUCAACUAGAACAAAUUCUCUACCUACAAAAUCACCAGAGAGUUUCCUUACAUUGGGCCCUGCCUUUUUACAAGUUCUGUUUCUGCUGUUGUUCUGGUUCUUAAUAAGUCUAGUAGCUGGAGCAUGUCUAUUAUGAAAAGUAAUUGAUGGGGGUGUAAAUCUUUUUUCUAUUCCAAGUCUGUAGAAUAAUAUACGAACUGGGUAAAUUGACUUGUAUUUUUAUAUGUUCUUGCAGUCAUGACAACAACCCUGCUAGCAUUUUGUUUACUGUGUGGCUAAUGAGGUUUGGAUGUCCACAACUUUGCCUGCCUGGAAGGCUGGUGUUAGGGGUUUGUUUUGCUUUCAAAAUUUAAACCAAAGAUGUAAAGCAUCUAGUCAGAAAUAAAUAUCUGUAAUUUGGAGUGAGAUAAUGGUCAAAUAUCUUUAGUUUUAACAUGUUUCUUUAAAGAUGUUUUGUGUGAUACUAACUAAAGUAUAAUCUAAAUAGUGGAGACAAGAGUAUAAUGAAAUUGUAAGCAAAAACUUGGAGCUGAAGAAAGCUAUGAAAUAAGGCAAAGGUAAAUUAACAUAGUCCUCAUUGUAGUCUUUGUCUUAGUUUCUAGUCUGACAAGAGGAUAUUCACUGCUGAUAAAUCCAAGGUAGGAAAGCAACAGUUUCAUUAAAAUGUUAUGAUUUUGGAUCUUGAAACAGACCUUACUUUCUCUCUAUCUAUCUCUGUCUAGCAUCAAGAAAAUGAUCCGUAUUUCAUCUUGCUUGAAAACCAUUCAACCAGCUGUACUUAACUGUUAGUCACCAUUCUAGAGAUAUGGCUAAUUACUUUAAUUAAAAAGUCGUAUUUUCAUACAGCUCUGCUAUCUCUCCUGGGAAUUGUUUUAAAGUUCCUAUAUGCUUACCACCAAUUCUCUGCAAUACGGCUUAGGGAAGAGGAAUUUUAACUGUACUGUUCAAUAGCAACAGGUCUUCAGAGUAUUAAGGUUGAAAUUCUCAAGGGUCUUUAUGUCAUGGAUGGAAAUGGAAUCAUUACUGUAUUUUUGAACUCCUGCUAACGUCAUUGACACCCACCUACAGUCCACUAGAAAUAUAAGAGCAGAGAUCAGUUUGUUCACAGAUUACAAGGAGACUAACCAAGAAGGGGCAAGCCAGAGCCAAAUUCACUGGUAAGCUUUAUUUUAAAGAAUGUGAAAGGGAGAAGGAUUUCUUCCUUCCCUCCACCCCUGUCCUUGAAUCCAGUUGUAAAAUGGGUCUUUAGUGGGUUAUACCAGGCUGUGUUGUUAUUGCAUUUAUCAAUGUAUGUAGUACGCUUUCAUUUAAUGCAAUUUUUAAGAGUUAUCUGGAUCUCAAGCCGUAUUUCUUGGUGCACACAAAGAUCUGAUGUUGUAAAUAAUGAGCCAAUGUAAAUGGCUGUAGGUAAUAACCAAUGUAAAUCCACAAAUGUAAAUAAUUUUUGUUAAAUGUCUUGCUAGUCCCUCUCCGAAGAGAAUAAAGUGUCCAGAAAUAGCUUUGGUAUGGGAAGCGCUUCCUUAGGAUAAUUCGUUCUUCCUAAUACAUUAGUACUAGGAAAACAACGAAACCUUGAUAGUGCAUGGAUGUAAUCUGCAGGAGGCAGAUUUUCCUUGCCAUGACUAAAUUAUUGUCAGCAUUCCACUGGACUGUUGUGCUUGCUUUCUUUGUUACCAGUGACAGCUCUCUAUGACUUGAGUCUGGUUCAUUGUCCUUCUUACAGACAGUCUGUUCAUCUCUUCAGCAUGUGGAAAGUGGUGCUGCUGGGUCUAUAUACAGUAGUGGCUGUGACAGGACUGGUAAAGGGUGCUCCUUUCCAACCAGAAGAAAAAUGGAAACCUCUAGAUAACCCUAGAAACAGAGACCUGUUUUUCAGAACACUCCAGGCUUAUUUUUCAAGCAGGGGUCUUGAUGUCAGGAAGCUCCCAGCCACUUUCGCCAUGAACAAUGAAGGACCAAGGCCUGUCAUGCUCUACUCGGAUCCUGUUGCUUCUGCAUUUGCAGAUUAUGAAGAAAGGAAAAAUUAUUUCCCAAAUUAUUUCAAAGGCUGACCAAGGCAUUAAGUGUCGAACUUCACCCGAAAUGAUCCCCUUCCCAGCACAGUAUCACAAGACUUUUUAACUUCAUUGGUUGCUUUGACAAUUGCUUUGACAGUUUUGACCUAUGUAAUCUGAUGUCUUGUUGCAAGUAGCACAUUUGCCUUCCCUUGACAAAUGUGUGGUGUUUGCCUACCACAAUGUGUCUAGCAGAACCGUGUGUGUUUAGAUGUGAAUAAAUGAGGAGUGCAACAGCGCGUGUUAACUAUU